CAGCUGCGGGCAAAAGCGCUGGCGAAGGAUCGCGCCCGUUGUGCCGACGGUCGAUUACACCACCCGCCGUUGACUCGUCGCGUCUCCUCGUUUUGUGUCUUUCGGUGCGCACGCUGUGACAACGUGGCGGAGUGAGCGAGUGAUUUUGCAACGCGGAGAAGGGCUGUGUGUGUCUAUCUGUCGUUGUGAUCGUGGCCGAGACCGUGCUCAGCGAGCGCGUAGCGUCGCCCAUGGCGACUCGGCAUCGCUCGUCGUCUGUUCCACCGGGUUCGACCGCCGUGUUGCCAGGCAGUGCCGUGGCACGUCCCCCCCUACGAUGAGCGCCGUCGCCGGCCGCCGAUCUCCUGUUGAAGUAGACUACGCGUCUUCCCGAGGCACAACGGCACCCGUCGACGCCUGCCUGCGGCCCUUUCGUUCAACCAAGCUGCUGCUGUGAUCCGUUGGCCCAGCGAAAGCGUGCUGAAGACGGGAACUCGGUGGCGAUACGGGAGGUUUGGCCGGAGUACUGCAGGUACUCAGUGACUUGGAGAAGGCGCCAAGAUGGCGGUGCACGCAGUGGCAGCUGCGGCGGCCGCCGGGGGUGCCAAGCGCAAGGAGAUCUACAAGUACGAGGCGCCCUGGACGGUGUACAGCAUGAACUGGAGCGUACGACCUGACCGGCGCUUCCGGCUCGCCCUUGGCAGUUUCAUCGAGGAGUACAACAACAAGGUGCAACUGGUGUCCUUGGAUGAAGACACUUCAGAGUUCCUGGCCAAGAGUACCUUCGACCAUCCAUACCCGACAACAAAAAUAAUGUGGAUUCCUGACACUAAGGGUGUGUUUCCCGACUUGCUGGCGACGAGUGGGGACUACUUGCGGGUGUGGCGUGCGGGCGACGAGACACGCCUGGAGUGCCUGCUGAACAACAACAAGAACUCCGAUUUCUGCGCACCCCUGACCUCCUUCGACUGGAACGAGGUGGACCCCAACCUGCUCGGGACGUCCAGCAUAGACACCACCUGUACCAUCUGGGGCCUUGAGACGGGCCAGGUGGUGGGCCGUGCGAUGGCAGGUGGGGGCGCUGUGUCAGGACACGUCAAGACGCAACUGAUUGCCCACGACAAGGAGGUGUACGACAUUGCAUUCUCUCGAGCGGGCGGCGGCCGCGACAUGUUUGCCAGCGUGGGUGCAGACGGGUCGGUGCGAAUGUUCGACCUGCGCCACCUGGAGCACUCCACCAUCAUCUACGAGGACCCACAGCACCAGCCAUUACUGCGUCUGGCCUGGAACAAGCAGGAUCCCAACUACCUGGCCACUUUUGCUAUGGAUGCUUGUGAGGUGAUAAUCCUCGACGUGCGAGUGCCGUGCACACCUGUGGCGCGGCUAAACAACCACCGAGCAUGCGUCAACGGAAUCGCCUGGGCUCCCCACUCGUCGUGCCACAUCUGUACAGCUGCGGACGACCACCAGGCCCUGAUCUGGGACAUCCAGCAGAUGCCGCGGGCCAUCGAGGACCCGAUCCUGGCAUACACAGCUGAGGGCGAGAUCAACCAAAUCCAGUGGGCGUCCACCCAGCCCGACUGGAUCGCCAUCUGCUACAACAGUUGCCUGGAGAUUCUGCGUGUCUGAAACUGUGGCCAGGCUUUUGCCCAGUGACUGAUCUGAUCUCAGCGUCUCAGUGCACAAGUGCUGGCCAAUGUGAAGAAUCCCGGUAACUCAAACACUGAAUACGGACGUGCGAACGUGCCUUUUGUGUCAAAUUACUAAUCGGUGUUUGGCUCAACUGUCACCUGGUAGCACUCACCGACGUGCAGUCACGACACUUGGAAAAAUCCAGGUUUCGUUGGCUUUUCAUCGUGGUCUGGUGUGCACAAAGACACCAAAAGUGCAUGCACCGAAGAAAACACACUCUUUGAACCUGGUGGUGAAGAUGUUUUUUUGUGUUUACUUGAACACCAAGGAAGAGGUGGUGAUCCACUAGAAGGUAUGCGCCGUCACUUUUCGUUGGCGGCGACAAACCAGUUGACUUCUACAAGGAAGAAGGCAUCCAUGCCAGUGAUUUAGCUGAAGCCUUCAGCUGAAUGCGAGGUGAAGUGGUUAGCUGUGCCAAACUGACCGUUCGUUCUUGCAGGCCUCUCCUGCAGGCCACCCAUGGUAACUUGUGUGCCGAGCGUGUGAUUGUGCUUUGAUCUGUUGUACCAUCAUCAUCGUCAUGUGCCACACAGAGGAAGCCACAUGGGCGUGUGAUCAAACACACAAUGUCUUCUGUGUUUUACCAAUUGAUGAAGCUGCUGUCUGCAGCAGCGUGUUGUCUGGAAAGAGACCAUGUGGUCAUUUUUUACAUUUUAUUUAGCUUUUAGACUUUUAGACAUUGAAAUUCCUUUUUAUUGCACGGUAGGCUCUUGGACAUUUCAGAUGCAGCAGACAAGUGUAAUUGAGCACAAAAAGCAUGAGUCGUAAAAAAAACGCAUGUGCAUUUGUUGCAUUCAAACAGUCUGUGCAUAUCUUGCGAAUGUGUAAAGAAUAUGUGCAGUGGUGCCUGGUCGCUACUGUCAACCAAAGUAGCCUACCGCUAAGUUAUGCAAUGUGAAACUAUGUAAGUACAGCCUGUUUCCUAGCACCAUCUGUUUGUUUGUUUUAAUGGUGUGGUCAUUUAAUGCAAGGGUUCAUUAGACAAAAUAUCUAAGUACAACAGUACACUUGGUCAUUUUACAUAGCUCAUGACCCCUGUCGAGUAUAGCUUGGGUUUUAUUGUAUGUUUUGGAGCUGGUGUCUGGCUGCCAUUGUGUGCGAGCAACCGUGUUUUAAAAGUGGUGCAUGGGCAGCAAACACUUGAAGGCCAAGAUGACUGGCAAAUUUUCUUUCUCUUUUUCUUUUGCCAUUGCAUUCACGGCAAAUCUCGAGGGUCUUUCCCUCAAGGCACACGGCUCAUCGUUUGACGCCAUGUCGGCUGAGGGCGUCCACGCAGACACACUUAGUUUCAGUUUCACCAUAGUAUGCAAGCAUUGGUAAAGUACUGCAAUUGUCAAAAGCCUCUAUACAAAUCGAGCGUAACAUAGCCAGAUGAGCUAGCCUUUUUUUUUUUUUUCUAGUGUCUCUAUGAAGGCUUUCUCGCAUCAUUACUUGCCGACAUGUGAGUGCGAUGACAGCACUUACCGAUGCUUUUUUUUUUUUUUUUCUGUGUACAGCCCUUCAUGUUAAAGUAUUGCAGUGGGUCCUUCAUCUGGCAACAUUUAAGUCGUCUCAUUCAUGACUUGAGGUCGAUGCAAGAGCAAAUCUCUUGUCAUGUCUCCGUGCAGGGUAACAGUCAUAAUAAAGUAGUGCGGUCAAGCUAGAACCUUGGCGAUCAUUAAAACCUGUUCACCAAAGCAAAUUUUCAUGACAUUCUGUUCUCACGGAGAUGUGGCUCAGCACCUUGAAAUCUCCACGGAAGUCACCUUUUUUCAAUAAACAUUCUUUGUACCAUGGAGGCAGUGCCCAAUGUGCAAGUGCUGGAUCAUGUGGCGGAUCUCCCAGUGACUCGGAACACUGAAUUGGACGGCUAGCAUGAGGGCCCAAGCAUUUGCUGGGGUCUUGUAUCAGUGAACAUUGAAAGAUGCAUUGGACAGUCGUGUGAUCUGUGUAGAAGUGCUGAAUAUCUGUGGACAUUGGGUUUUUGUGCGGUGGUAGGGAAACGUGCGUGUGUGGAGUUCAUUUUUGACGAACUAUAAAGGCACGCAGGACGUUGAACUUUGUUCUGUGUGCCGUUCCUGGACACAGCGCCGUGCCAGUAUCUGUGACGAUGGCGCUGUAUCUCACGAAGGGCGCUGCAAUGUAUGGGAUAACCCGGUCACUGGUGGGCCGUGAUAGACUGACUGCGUUGAGAGUUUGACAUCAACACCAGUCAAGUAGAGUGUGGUGGAUGUAUUGGCACCCAUCAACAUGUCUUUAUGAUGCUUUAUGCCAUUCAGUGUCUCAUUUACAGACUGUGUGAUGCCGUUUGUUGGCAUUUGUCCUUAUUGACAAGAUUUCAUUGAAUUGCAGUGUGCCGAAGCCCUAGGGCAGUGACGAUUGAUAUCAUCUGGACAUCUGCUUUUGUGUGUUUUGUUUAUACAUUUACAUUCUUGUGUGACUAACAUGGUUCUAGCGGUGGUUAAGUCGAUCCCAAUUUAAAGUUUCAGCUGGCGCACAUACAUAUCUGUUUCGUUACAUUGAUCCUGAAAUUGACCUGCAGUGGAUAAUUUUCAUUUGUCUGGCCAUCAAGCAUGCACCUGAACUCAUUAGCGCCUUCAUUCAUGACCGCAGUGGGUGCAUCGUCUGUCUUGCCGGUGCUAGGGGACAGUGAAUGCAUUGAAGGGAAAUUAUCACCAGGGGAAAUCGUCGACUUUCUGCCUGCCUUCGGGAGAUUUUGACGUGUUAAUGCAGCUCACCAGGGAGUUAUCAUAUUUACCCAAUUUUAAUGCGUGCCUUUUUUCCAAUUGGCCUGGAAAUAGCCUGCACGUUACAAUCCCAUACGGAACUGUGUUUCAGUGUCAGCAGCAGUGUACCAUCAUCGUCAUUGUCAUCAGAAAAUGGCGACAGAAGGAGUUUUUUGCAAAGAAUGGUGACGAUGGCUUGUCACUCGCAGGCUUUCUAAAGGAAAACUCAUUCAGAAGAUAAGUCUUUUUAUGUGCUAAGCUGGUAUCGACAGUUGUGUCCCGUUUUCGGCACUCCAGACACUUGCAAGUUUGACUGGACAAACUGGCAAUAUUAGUCACGGCAUUGGCCAUCUACCAUUGCAUUUGCGAUUGUAGUGGAGUCAUUAAAAAAAAUUGAAAUAUCAAAUGCAAUGCACCAGAAUGAGGACAGCAUGUUGUGGCCCGUAGGCAGUGAUGAAAGAAUGUGAGAUUGACGACGAUGGUGAUUACGUGUAUACGAAUUUUUGGUCUGUGGAGGUUAACGUUACAGGUUUUGUCCCUAUUCUAGUUGCCAGAACUGGAGGCAUGCAGCUAGUUUGUGUGUCCAUUAUAAUAGCUUGUGCACAUUACAUUAGGAAGGACAAUAGAGUUAGGUAAAUAAUGUACUGCGAAAUGGAGCAGUGGUAUGAUUGAACAUUCUGCUUUUAACUUGAGCCGGUGGAGAAUUGAGUCACUUUCGCUGAUACCGUCAAUGUCAAAUUAUGGAAGUUGUCUGUGUUUGCGGCACCACUGGUAUGUAGCACCGUAGAUUCAUUGUGCAUAAUGGGUAGACAACCCAUUAUCCACAUGGUAUCACCCCAUUGAAAGGCAUUCAUAGCAUAGAAGCAUAAAACAUCUUGCAUUCCGAGAACUUGGCCACUGCAAACCAUUUCAAAAGGGCUGCCUUUUUGCCUUCUGUUUAUUUUUGUGACCUCACCUUUGAGAUGGUACUCGUCACCAUAGACGACCCAUUGUGUACAUGUGGCAUCACCUUGGUGGAAGUGCAUUCAUAGUGUCGUCAAAAAAUAAAACAUCCUGCAUUGUGAGAA
This is a messenger RNA of Dermacentor andersoni, 5443 nucleotides long. It is a transcript of the gene wap, whose product is annotated as DDB1 and CUL4 associated factor wap. Gene Ontology annotation, molecular function: protein binding. The record is from RefSeq and is a predicted model, not a curated record. Lineage: Eukaryota; Metazoa; Arthropoda; Arachnida; Ixodida; Ixodidae.